This is a messenger RNA of Gambusia affinis (western mosquitofish), 2562 nucleotides long. It is a transcript of the gene slc26a10, whose product is annotated as solute carrier family 26 member 10. Gene Ontology annotation, biological process: transmembrane transport. The transcript has 18 exons. The record is from RefSeq and is a predicted model, not a curated record. NCBI's taxonomy places the organism in Eukaryota, Metazoa, Chordata, Actinopteri, Cyprinodontiformes, Poeciliidae. Gene Ontology annotation, molecular function: bicarbonate transmembrane transporter activity; chloride transmembrane transporter activity; oxalate transmembrane transporter activity. Gene Ontology annotation, cellular component: membrane. Bases 65 to 2140 code for a protein of 691 amino acids.
UUAAAAUACACACUUUGACCAAUUCAGCUGCAGCCUCUGAAGGGAUAACCAUCCUCAGCUCGACAUGAGCCCUUCCGUAGCCGUAUACAGGAACGUUUACACGGAGGACCGCUUCAAGCAGGCCUACGGCUCCGAUGACAACGCGUCUGGGAAUCUGCGGCUGCGGGAGAAACUGGCCGGGAAGUGCAGGUGUUCAAGGCGAGCUUGCCUUCACCUGCUCAGUGAGAGAGUCCCGCUUUUCAGCUGGCUGCCGAGGUACAGACUGAGGAAAUGGAUCGUCGGAGACGCUAUCGCUGGGCUGACUGUUGGUAUUCUUCAUAUUCCUCAAGGUAUGGCCUUUGCUUUGCUGACAUCCGUGGCUCCAAUUUUUGGCCUCUACACCUCCUUCUUCCCAGUCGUCCUGUAUAUGAUUUUUGGCACUGGGCGCCAUGUGUCCACAGGUACGUUUGCUGUAGUGAGUCUGAUGACUGGUUCUGUGGUGGAGCAGCUGGUUCCCACUCCUCUGGCCUUCAACUCCAGCUCAUCUGAAGCAGCAAACUUUGAGGCCCAGCGGAUUGGAGUGGCUUCUGCUGUAGCACUACUUUCAGGAAUCGUCAUGCUCUGUAUGUUUGGUCUUCAGCUCGGCUUCCUCUCCACCUAUCUGUCAGAGCCGAUUGUUAAGGCUUUCACCAGUGCCGCUGCCUUCCAUGUCACCGUUUCACAGCUGCAAAGCAUGCUGGGCCUGAGACUCCCUCGCCACACUGGGACCUUCUCUCUCUUCAAGACUUUAGCCUUAGUGUUGGAGAACCUUCCUCACACCAACAUGGCUGAGCUGCUGAUCUCUGUGGUCUGUCUGGCUGUACUGGUCCCAGUUAAGGAGAUCAACACACGUUGCCGGCACCACUUGCGCACUCCCAUCCCUGUGGAGAUCUUCACGGUUAUUAUCGCUACAUGUGUAGCCUAUUUCUCCUCGCUAGACUCUAAUUACAGCAUUGAGAUAGUUGGCCAUAUUCCUGCUGGAUUCCCAAAGCCACAGUUGCCUGCUAUCCACACUUUUCCCGCCAUUGCUGGAGACACGAUUGCCAUAACUUUUGUUGGAUACGCUGUUUCUGUCUCACUGGCGAUGAUUUAUGCUGACAAACAUGGAUAUUCUAUACAUCCUAACCAGGAGCUGCUUGCUCAUGGGAUCUCCAACACCGUGUCUUCGUUUUUCACUUGUUUCCCCAGCUCCGCCACUCUGGCCACCACCAACAUACUGGAGAGUGCUGGAGGAUACACACAGCUCUCAGGCCUUUUCACCAGUCUGGUUGUAUUGAUCGUCCUGCUGUUGAUCGGACCCCUGUUCUACUUCCUGCCUAAGGCUGUGCUGGCAUGCAUCAAUGUUACCAGCCUCAGGCAAAUGUUCUUGCAGUUUCAAGACUUACCUGAGCUUUGGAGGAUCAGCAAGCUAGACUUUAUGGUUUGGGUUGUAACCUGGCUGUCUGUGGUGGUACUGAACGUGGACCUUGGCCUGGCCAUCGGCGUGGUUUUCUCCAUGAUGACCGUCAUCUGUCGAACACAAAGGGUUGAUUGCUCAGUUCUUGGGCGGGCGAGCAACACAGAAAUAUACAGACCUCUGGAGAGCCACAACAAGUGCUAUGAACUGCCUGGGGUGAAAAUCUUGACAUACAAUGGGCCCAUCUACUACGGCAAUCGCAGCUUCUUCAGGGAGAAAAUGAGCAGGGUGUUGGGUCUGACGCCCGAAGAGAUCCGCAGUCGGGAAAAGGCCAGGAAAGCUUUGGAGAAACGAGAGAGAGAGGCCUCUGUCAGCACUGUGGAGAGAGGCAUAGCAAACACAUCAUUUUCUUCAGUAAAUGAGUUCUUUGAAUCAGAAACAUCAGAGAAAGAGGUCCAGGCUGUGCUAAUUGACUGCAGCGGAGUCAUAUUUGUUGAUGUUGCUGGAGCGAGGCUCUUCACACAGAUGUGCACCGAGUGCCAGAAAAUUGGAGUUUGUGUCUAUUUGGCAAAUUGCAACGAGAGUGUCUUAAAAAUCUUGACAUCAAGCGGCCUGAUGAGCCACAUGAAUCCUCAGCAUAUUUUCGUCACCGUUCACGAUGCCGUAGUGUACAUUCAGCAACAGAGGGAAAAACCUCCAGAGAACACCACAACAGUUUGGGUAUGAACCAAGAAGCCAGUUUCUGUGACCUGAGAGAAGAAGAGCAGCUGGUUCGGAUUUUACAGUAGGGGAGUAAUUGAAAGACACAGUGGCCCGUUGUAGCAGCAUUUAGUAUUUUUAAUGGUUAUAUUUCAGCAUUAGCCAUUCUUUUUCAGAUAUCACACUCCCUGCUGGCAGACUUAAAUCAAUCCUAGCUGGAUUGAACUAAAGGACAUGCAGUUCCUCAACACUGUAUAACUCUUCUGGUCUUUCUCUUCUUUAAGAUUUCAUUUUUACAGUCAUAUGUAUUCUGUAUUUUGUAUUUUGGCAUUGUAAUAUUUAUAUGUGCUUGUUGUUAGCUACCUUUAUGUAAUAAAGUACCAAGUGCACUGAAGAAUUUGUUCUAUGUUUGUUAAUCGUCUGCAGCUGGUCCAAGACGCUGCUGCCCG